Molecule: messenger RNA, 2287 nt
Organism: Xiphophorus couchianus (Monterrey platyfish)
Lineage: Eukaryota; Metazoa; Chordata; Actinopteri; Cyprinodontiformes; Poeciliidae
Gene: ydjc
Product: YdjC chitooligosaccharide deacetylase homolog
Exons: 6
Coding region: 244-1176 (310 amino acids)
Biological process (GO): carbohydrate metabolic process
Molecular function (GO): deacetylase activity
Source: RefSeq, a predicted model, not a curated record
CAAAUCCGUGUAUGACUUUCAAUUGGAAAGAUUUAAAAUACUUAAUAAUUCUGUCCUAGUUUGUUGAGGAGAACGCGUCCUUAUUUCAGCAGGUGGCAGUGUUUCCCUGUAUAUACCAUAUUCUAUCUUCGAAGAAAGCUAGUAGGAAGCAAGCUUGUAUUUUUUCCAUCUUACCGGAGUAGCAUUCAUAAGCUACUGUGGCAACUUAAUACCGGUUUUGGAUUUAAUUGAAACUUCCAAGAAAUGCCUCUGCCAAGAUUAUUGAUGGUGAUCACAGGAGACGAUUUUGGCUACUGCUCCAGAAGGAACCAGGGGAUUGUGGAUUGCUUUUUGGCCGGAGGCAUUUCCAAUGUAUCCCUGCUUGUUAAUGCCUCGGCUGCCAAAGAGGCAGCUGGCCUGGCUGGCAGACACAAAAUCCCCAUUGGCCUCCAUGCCAACCUGUCUGAGGGCACCCCUGUGUAUCAGCACCUCCAGCAGAUUUCCACACUGGUUAACCCUCAAGGCUUCUUCCAUGGAAAGAUGGGUUUUCGCCAGGCCUUGGAGAAAGGCCAGCUCAGCAUGAACCAGGUAGAGCUGGAGCUGAGGGCCCAAGUCAGGCGCUUUAUAGAACUGACAGGUCACCUGCCUCAUCACAUGGACGGACACCAGCAUGUUCAUGUUCUGCCAGAUGUUCGUGAAGUGUUUGCACAGGUCCUCUCUGACGUAAGGAUUCCAUUCACUCGUGUUCCAAUGGAGCCAGGUUUGCACAGCUGUCCGUGGGUUCCAGCACACCUCCACACUUUUUACAUGGAAGUGGAAAAGGAUGCCCUGGACUCAAUCCCUGUCUUCAAACACCAUGGAAUCAGGUGGCCAGACGUGUACUUGGGACUCUCCACCAUGGGUCAGAACAUGUCAGUUUCGAGCCUGCAGAGGGCUCUCAAGCAAGCUUUGGGAACAAGAACUUCUAACACCAUCUCCAGAAGAUCACCUGGCCUUCAUCAACCAGUCGUCACAGCAGAGCUUAUGGUUCAUCCAGGUUACCCAAGUCAUCCUGAUGAAGGUGGCUGUGGGGAGGGCCCAGAUGACUUCUCCCAGUCUGCUGAAAGAGAACAUGAGCUGAAUAUGCUCAGAAGCCCAUCUGUCCUGGAGCUUUACUGCCAGGAGGGAGUCCAACUCUGUGGUUUUAGAGACCUUUGACAACUGUUGUCAUGGAAUAGUACAGUUUUACACUUGUGGAUAAAGUUUAUAUAUGUAGAGUCAUCAGAGAUGUUUAUAAUACUAAUUGAGCCUGAAAGGUUUAAUUACAAGAACUUCAAAUCCUGAACCAUGUGGAACAUUUUGUUUACUAAAAUAGGUCAGGUAACCAGAGGGAAUUUCUUAAAUAAUUUUGUUUGGAUGAAAUCGAAUUACAUUUAAAUAUAUAAAAGAAAGUAUAACUUAGGAAGUUAAACUAGAUGAAUACAGUCUAAAAGGUCAUGUUCUACAAUUAUUUUUAAUGCUUCCUUAUUUAUGAUGACAGCAUUAAAAAGGUAGCUCCCAGCUCGAUGAAACUUUUUUUGUCAUAACUUAUCACAAGUUUAUCACAUACACAUGAUCAAUUGGUGACAUCAACUCACCCAUUUAUCCCCCUAGGAGGAAGUUGCCUUUUUCCUACUAUUUUUUUUUUCUUUUUACUCUAUGAUUAAUGCAGAUUUAAACAUGUACUUAAUGAAAUAGAACAUGUUGGUAAAUCCUUCUCGCUUCAUGAGCUGCUGGCUGGAGCAUGUGGGCGUGGCUUAAUGGCGAAUUCCAAUCUGUUGCCAUUCACAUACAUUUGACUCUAAAUCACACAUGCAUCAUCUGAUUUGGACCAAACUUCAUAUGAUUUACCUUUAACUUCUAAUGAGCCCAGUUGCCUUAAAUUGUAAUUUGACUCCACUGCUCCCUGUAGAUUAUUCCAACAGCUAAACCUCCUUAGUACAUCAACCAAUCUGCAUCAGAUUUUAUGUGCAUCAUCAGUGCUCAACACAUUGAGAGUCAAGAUAUGUGCCUUGACUCACACAUCUCAGAGGUAGUGUAGUCAGUUGGGAGGACAAAAAAAAUGGUCAAACACAGAGUAGUCUAUUUUAUAAAAUAUAUAUUUUUGAAUUUAGUGUAUCCAUCAGUUUCCUUUGUAAACUUAGUGAUUUUCUUACUGAUUUUAAAAUAGAGGUUGAAAACCAUAACACUUUGCAAUAAAAUACAGUCAGUACCACCACCAUGUUCACUUAGUAACAGUAAAAAGAAAGGCAAACAGAAAAAAAAGACACCUGAAGCGAUCAGACAGCAA